CAUGCAUCUCUUCCAAGUUUUCCACUCACAUUUGAGAUAAGACCAAAUCUGAAGAGGUGAUUAAAAAGAAAAAGAGUGAGAAGCUAAAAGAAAAUGAGAGAAGAAGAAGAGGCUCAAGCAGAAGCUGAAAUGUGGAAGUACGUGUUUGGGUUUACUAAUAUGGCAGUUGUCAAGUGUGCCAUUGAGCUUGGAAUAGCCGAUGCCAUCGAAAAUCGUAAAGAACCCGUCACUCUUUCAGAGCUAUCAUCUACUCUUGGAUGUGCUCCAUCAUCUCUUUAUCGCAUAAUGAGGUUCUUGAUGCAUCAUAAUAUAUUCAAAGAGAUACCUACCCACCAAGGCACCAGUAUAGGUUAUGUCCAUACGCCUCUCUCUCGCCGUUUGCUCGGUCGGGGAGAGGACAACAUGGCUGCUUUUUUAUUGCUAGAAAGCAGUCCUGUGAUGCUAGCCCCAUGGCAUUUUCUGAGUGCUCGGGUUCAACAAAAUGGAAGAGCAGCGUUUGAGGCUGUUCAUGGUGAUGAUGUAUGGAAAUAUGCAGCAGCAAACCCUGGUCACAGCAAGCUGAUAGAUGAUGCUAUGGCUUGUAAUGCUAGGACUGCUGUGACUACAAUAAUUGAACAGUGUCCAAAGGUGUUUGAUGGGAUUAAAACUUUAGUAGAUGUUGGUGGGGGUAAUGGGACUGCUCUGCGAAUGCUGGUUAAGGCUUUUCCAUGGAUUCAGGGCAUUAACUUCGAUCUUCAUCAUGUUGUCUCUAUUGCACAUGAAUGUAACAACGUUACGUAUAUUGGAGGUGACAUGUUUGAGAGUGUUCCAAAGGCUGAUGCUGCUUUCCUCAUGUGGGUUCUACAUGAUUGGAAUGAUGACGACUGCAUCCAAAUCCUGAAGAAAUGCAAGGAAGCUGUUACAGAAGGUAAUGGGAAGGUGAUAAUCGUUGAAGCUGUGAUUGGUGAAGCGAAGGACGACAAGCUUGAGUAUGUUAGGCUGAUGCUAGAUAUGGUGAUGAUGGCUCACACUAAUACAGGUAAAGAGAGGACCUCAAAGGAAUGGGGAUAUGUUCUUCAGAAGGCUGGCUUUCGCUCUCACACUAUUAAACCCAUUGGUGCUGUACAGUCUGUCAUUGAAGCCUUCCCUUAAUGUUUAAAGCAACUUUGGGUUUGCUUAAAAAUUUCCUUCUAUUAAUGCAGAAAUGGCAAGUAUGACAUUUCCUUUUAAUGUUUGUUUGUCUUUUGUAAUUUGGAUGUAUUCCACCAAUAAUAUAAAUGUGGCAGGAUUUGCUGGUAA
Molecule: messenger RNA, 1278 nt
Organism: Ricinus communis (castor bean)
Lineage: Eukaryota; Viridiplantae; Streptophyta; Magnoliopsida; Malpighiales; Euphorbiaceae
Product: acetylserotonin O-methyltransferase
Exons: 2
Coding region: 94-1131 (345 amino acids)
Biological process (GO): methylation
Molecular function (GO): S-adenosylmethionine-dependent methyltransferase activity; O-methyltransferase activity; protein dimerization activity
Source: RefSeq, a predicted model, not a curated record